AUGGCCUUUGCAGCCCGUGGGUCCGGCCCGCCCCGCCCCGCACUGACACCUCCCGCCCCCGCAGACGCCGAGAUGCCCCGAGAGGCGCUCCGUUUCCACGCCGAGGCCGUGGGCGCGCAGGUGCGUCUGGACGCGCAGCGGAGCACAGCGCGCAGGCGCGCCACGUUCCAUGGCGGCAUCGUGUUCAGCCAGCGGCCGGUGAGGCCCGGAGAGCGCGUGGAGCUGCGCGUGCUGUGUCACGAGCGCGGCUGGGUUGGCGGCCUCCGCGUGGGCUUCACGCGCCUGGACCCCGAGCGGCUGACCGCGCCCGGCCUGCCGCCCUUCGUGUGCCCGGACCUGGAGCAGCAGAGCCCGACGUGGGCGGCCAUGCUACCCGACGGCUGCGGGCUCACCGGGGACGUGGUGCGCUUCUGGGUGAACCGCCUGGGCCGGCUCUUCGCCCAGGUUAACGCGGGCCCCCGGCUCCUGCUGCGCAAGGGCGUGCUCAUGGGCGCCCCGCUCUGGGCCGUGAUGGACGUGUACGGAACCACCAAGGCCAUCGAGCUGCUGGAUCCUACAGUCAGCGCCCCCACCCCCACCACGCCAUGGGUCUUCAGUGGUGAGCCUCUGCCUGAGCCCAAAGCCACAGCAGGAGAGGAGUGUGCCAUCUGCUUCCACCAGGCUGCCAACACCUGCCUUGUCCCCUGCGGCCACACACACUUCUGCAGCUGCUGUGCCUGGCGGGUCUUCAGGGACACGGCCAAAUGCCCCGUGUGUCGCUGGGAGAUUGAGGCGGUGGCCCCGGCUUGGGACCCUCCUGCCCUGGGCCCUGGUGUAGGUGCACAGCUCUGA
Messenger RNA from Physeter macrocephalus (sperm whale), 831 nucleotides. It is a transcript of the gene NEURL3, whose product is annotated as neuralized E3 ubiquitin protein ligase 3. The transcript is spliced from 3 exons. NCBI's taxonomy places the organism in Eukaryota, Metazoa, Chordata, Mammalia, Artiodactyla, Physeteridae. Bases 1 to 831 code for a protein of 276 amino acids. The record is from RefSeq and is a predicted model, not a curated record.